AUGGCCACCACCAACAGCAACAGUGGGCGGCCAUUGCAGCCAAAAUCUGUCUUGAGAGGGCACAAAGUCCAGGUCCAUGUGGCAACAUUCAUCAGGCGCAAUGCGCGCCUUGUCACGGGUGAUGCCGACGGCUUCGUCAUCGCCUGGGAUCUCACCAUCAUGAGGCCCCGAGCGAUCUGGCAUGCCCAUUCCAACGCUAUCCUUGGCAUUGCAGGAUGGGGUGAGGACAGGAUAAUCACACAUGGUAGAGACAACCGGUUGGUUGUCUGGAAACUUGGGGCACAGGAUGAGGCUUCACUGAGCACAGUCUUGCCUCUUGAACCGGCUCACCAGGAGCGGCCUCAACCAUGGAUCCUUCACAUUCUGGAGAUCAACACCAUGAACUUUUGCUCCUUCUCCUCAUGUCCUUCGUCAACCGAGCCAACCGACUUACUAAUCUCGGUCCCGAACACCCUUGCUUCGGAAGCCAUCGACAUCUACCAUCUUCCCUCCCAGAAGCGCAUCCACACAAUCAGGCCGCCCGGGGAUAAGAACGGCAUGGUCAUGGCCGUCUCUUUGUUCCACCGCCAACACGAGCUUGUCCUAGCGGCCGCCUACGAGAACGGCCUCGCGGUCGUGGCCCAGCUCAACAACCAGGGCAAGUGGGAGCUGACCUACCGGGCCCAGGUCCACACCCAACCGAUCCUCUCCCUGGACGUGACCCCAGACAAAACCUCCUUCUUCACGUCCGGAGCCGACGCCAUUCUCGCCCGACACCCGAUACCCCAGCUCCCCCAACAAGCCACCCCAAUCCCAACCCCUGCCACUAACCCGAGCCCCCCAACAACCGCACCCCCAGCGCCCCAGCCCGCAACCCCAGCGACGCCGCCGGUGCCGGACAUGCAGACCCAGCCCCUCAAGGUCGUCGACACGCGUCACGCCGGCCAGCAGGGCCUGCGCGUGCGGUCCGACGGGCGCGUCCUCGCCACCGCGGGCUGGGACUCGCGCGCCCGCGUCUACUCGGCGCGCUCCAUGAGGGAGGUCGCCGUGCUCGGCUGGCACCGCGUCGGGUGCUACGCCGCCGCUUUUUCCGACGUGAUCGUCGGCGGCGGCCCGGAGGAGGCCCCUCCGCCGCCGCCACGGUCGCAGUCGCGGUCGCUGAGUCGGGCGGCGGGGCAGGAGGAGGAGGAGGAGGAGGACGUCCCCCGGGAUGGUGGUGGUGGCGGGGGAGACGUCGCCGUCGUCGUCCCGAGGAUGGUCGAGGUUACUGCUAGAGAUAGACGCGUUCAGCAGGUUGGGACAGCGCAUUGGCUUGCUGUUGGGAGCAAGGAUGGGAAGGUUAGCCUGUGGGAUGUGUUUUGA
Molecule: messenger RNA, 1341 nt
Organism: Phialemonium atrogriseum
Lineage: Eukaryota; Fungi; Ascomycota; Sordariomycetes; Cephalothecales; Cephalothecaceae
Product: WD domain-containing protein
Exons: 3
Coding region: 1-1341 (446 amino acids)
Molecular function (GO): protein binding
Source: RefSeq, a predicted model, not a curated record